UAUAUCCCAGUGCUGUGUAUAUGACGUCAUUGGGUUCAAGAAUUUACUGCAAAAUCAAUACAAAAAUAUAUUUAACAAAUGCUUAACAUUUGUUGCCAUUUAUUGACACAUAUAUUGUGUUUACACAACACUAUUGGUUGCAAACAAUCAAAUCAAGUGUUAAUAUUAGCGGUAAAUCAGUCGCCAAAGUGGUGACCACUCGUCAGUCGUCAUCGCAGUUGUGCUACUAAUUGGUUACCAUAAAUGGUGACAAACUGUGCACUGUUUUGCAUCGCAACCACAGAUCUUAUGAUAUUAUCAUAAAUAUAUGUUUAAAGAGACAAAACUGUGAUGAAGUUGUUGUGGUAGUGAUCACAAUCACAUCCACGACGACAGGUGGCCACCAAUCGACACAUGAUUGUUAUGCAGACAAAUGAAAUGCUGAUCUAUAGUUGACCUAUAGGUGACCUAUAGGUGAUCUUGAAAUAACUGGUAACUACUAUCACAGUGUUGGCCACAAUGUCGUGUCGCCGUCUUUACGAGUCGUGUGUGUCGAUUGUCUCGAAGAUUGAUUUCAUUGUUUAUGAAUCCAAUUCACUCAAGUGUUUGCCAACAAAUGUAUUAUUUGAUGUCUUGUAUUACAUGUCAUUGAAUGGCAAUUAUUACUAUUUGGAGAACUAUUUCAUUGAUUUAGAUAUCAUUUAUCGAUUUAUCACUGAAAUCAAAGCCAAAAGAAAUUCAUUGCAUUAUAUGUUUCAAAGUCUUAUGGAUUUUGAUCUCAAUAUUGGCACCAAAAUUGUCAAUAAAUGGAAAUAUGUGGCACAACAUCAUGUGGUUAAAGACAUUAAUAAUAUCACUGCGAACUCUUCCAGUAGUUUAAAGAGUCUAAAUAGUGAAGCAAUCGACAGAUGGACGGCCAGUAAAUUUGGUCUCUGUUUCGCCACAUUUCUUAAGGAGAGCGGUUGGUAUGAAUUGAGUAGAGAUGUCUUGGAACAGACUAUCUGUUUAUAUGAAGACGAAGAAGUGGGAAAAGAAGAUAAAAUAUUUGAUAUAAUAUUUGAAUGCAAAUGGAAAUUGUUAUCAGUUUUGAACUCUUUUUGUAAUUUUGAAGAAGCGAUGGAACAAAAGGAUGAAAUACUUGAAUUAAUCAAUUAUUUUGAACUCUUCAGUGAUUCAAAACGAUUCAAUAUAUCUCAGGUUUACACAGAGUUUGCACAGUUAUUCUUCUUCCAGAGCUAUUACGAUGAGUCAUACCAGUGGGCCGUUCGGGCCAUUGAAAACUUGUCGCCACAAACACCCGUCCAAACUGUAAUAGAUGUCUACAGACAGGCGGCCAAAACAGCGGUCGUGAAGAGAGACUUUAAAAGGGCUGAAACACUCAUAAAUCAAGCGAUGAUUUUAUGCAAAGAGACAUUUGGUGUGAAUGAAGAAAAUACUAAGUAUUCAAUUGGUGUGAUUCACCUGAAACUCGCCGACGUCUUCCUCGACUACGGCUUUUAUUUGCUAAAUGUUGAUCUCAUCAGUCAUUCGGUAAAAUUAUAUGAAAUGGCUCUCGAAAUACGCGAAUACAUAUUUGGCUUAAAUGAUAAUAGCGUUACAAAUCUCUUGAUUGCCAUAACUCAUGAAGAAUUAGGUUACGCUUCAUAUGUCCACGAAUACAGUAGUGGCAACUUCUUAAGCGCCAGUUUUCACGCUAACAAAGCUAUGGCUAUUGUUACACAAUUAGUGCCAACAAAUCAUUUAUUACUGGCAUCUGCUAAACGAGUGAAGGCAUUAAUUCUUGAAGAGAUAGCCAUUGAUCAUCACGACAAAGACGAAGAGUGUCGUAUGUUGGCUCAGUCACGGGAACUGCAUUUGUCAGCUCUCGAUAUGGCCAGAAGUGCUUUCGGUGAGAUUAAUGUACAAACAGCCAAACAUUAUGGAAAUUUGGGCCGACUUUACCAAUCAAUGAAACGGUAUAAAGACGCUGAAGAAAUGCACUUAAAGGCCAUCCAAAUCAAAGAGAAACUUUUGGGUCCCGAGGAUUAUGAAGUGGCCCUAUCUUUAGGUCAUUUGGCAUCACUUUAUAAUUACGAUAUGGAACACUACCUAAAGGCUGAAAAAUUAUACUUAAGAUCAAUUGAAAUCGGAGUCAAACUGUUUGGUCACGGAUACAGUGGUCUUGAAUAUGAUUACCGCGGUUUAUGUCGAGUUUACUCUAAACUACAAAAUGGAGGCGAAUUACACAAAUAUAUGCGAUUACUUAAUCAAUGGAGAGAUUUACGCGAAGACAUCACUCGAGCGGUUCACGAGUCGCCACCAAUUAAAGAUCUCAACAAAAUGAAGAGAUUAUCACCCGAUAUGGUCAUCGCUAUCAUCGAAAAACAAAUGACCACUUGAUUGAAGCCUUAAUUGUUAUUCAUAAAAAUAGGUCUUUAUUUUGAAUUUA
Molecule: messenger RNA, 2407 nt
Organism: Oppia nitens
Lineage: Eukaryota; Metazoa; Arthropoda; Arachnida; Sarcoptiformes; Oppiidae
Gene: Pat1
Product: amyloid protein-binding protein 2-like
Exons: 1
Coding region: 499-2358 (619 amino acids)
Biological process (GO): intracellular protein transport
Molecular function (GO): protein binding
Source: RefSeq, a predicted model, not a curated record